ACUUUAUUAAUAAUGAACAAGACUCACAUGGAUAAAAGACUGAAUCAAUUGCCAACUUGGCUGUGGACUAAUUCCACUACUUUACCACCAAUCUAUAAGAUGGUAUGGGAAGCGGUGAGAGAGGACAAACUCAGAACCAAUGGAAUGCAAACCGAGCUAUUGGUCGAUACAAACAAAGUCUUUCCUUUAUUGCUCACUAGUCAGCUUCCUACGGAAGUCCUUGGACACAUAUGGAAUUUGGCAAAUCAAAAGUAUGCUGGACAACUCACAGAGCAAGAACUAUAUAUUGUUCUUGCUCUUGUUGCUGCAGCACAGGCUUCUUACACGUUCAAUAGCCUAGAUAUAUUACAUCUACUUCCAUUUCCACCUACUCCUUAUUUAAAUAUCGAAUGUUUAAUGAAUCUACAGCCUGUAACUCAGUUAAAUUCUGCAGCUAAGUUUCAAAACCUUCAUGAAAGUUCUGAAAUCGGGUUUAUUAGCUCUGAUGAAAGAUAUUCCUUGGAAGUUAAGGGAAAAAUGAAAUUGCAUCAACAAGGAGUCAUAUCUUCAGACUUAAAUGUGCAAAUGACAAAUAAUGUACCUGGAAAAAUUUCAUGUUUUGAUAAUAAGUCUUAUGUCUCUUCUACUACCAUAUGGGAUUCAACUAAUAUAUCAAAGGAUAUGAAGCAAACUUCUCGCCCUCAAUUAGAUUCUAAACAUCAACCAACAGCAGAUCUGUGUGAUGAUUUUUCUGAAUUUCAAAGUGCUCCAAUUCCUAACAUUCCUAAUAUUCCAAUUUGGGAUACAAAACAGGGCUCAGCCAUUGGAAGUAGACUUGCAAAUCAUAAUUUAGGUAUUAAAAAACCAAUGGAAAAGUCAAAGAAGAAUAAUAUAAAUGCUAAAUCUGCUCAUGGCACUACUCAAACGCGUAUUACAUCUUUACCAUUAACUACAAUGUCUCAGAGUAAAGAUCAAUCAACAUUGAAUUGUUUAUCAGAAUUAUUUCCUAAGUGUGCAAUAAAAAAUCAAUCUAAAACAGUAAUUCUUAAGGAUACAGUGAUAAGAAAUAAUGAUCUGCCCAAGGACCAUAGUGAGAAUGUAAAAGAUUGUACAAGUACAGAAAUUAUAAAUUUACCUAAUGACAAAGAUGUGUUGAAUAAAUUAGAAUGGAUGGAUAAGGUUUCAUCAACAACAAUGGAAUCUACUCAACAGGAUCUUAUGAAUCUACAACUUGUUGAAGAUAAAUAUAGUGCCUUGCGUGCAUUGGUUCAAGAAACAACUGUGUCAACUGAACCAGAGGCAAACGCAAGUUACAGCAAUCAAUCAACUGAUGAAUUUGGAGAAUUUGUGUCUGCAGAACAACCUGCUAAUAAUACUCCUGCCACAAAUGCUUUAGAUACUGACAGUUUUGCCGAUAUUUUUACAGAUUUUGAGUUUAAAUCUACUAACAAUAAUAAUGCAAACGCAGCAGAUUUUAAUCUUAUGCCAGAUAUUUCUGAAUCAUUUGACAAUCUUAAGCUUGAGGAUAAUGUAGAAGAACGCUCCUUAGAGAUAGGGAAAGCUCUUCAGAAGGAAGAUGCCAUAUCAAUUAAUAGUAUAGAAUUCAUGAAUGGUGCAUCAAAUGCAUUAACUCGAUCAGGAUCUGUGCCUAGUUUAGAUCUUAAGUCUUUCUUACCGUCAAAUACUGAAGAUGAGCAAAUAGUAGAUACUACACAUCAGUCAGAAUAUUGGGAAUGGAAGCAAUACAUGGAGAGCUGUGUAUUAUUAUUACAAGUAGCUGCAAAUAUAUUUACAAACAUUAGUUCAGAACUUGUAUUACACGAAGUUUUAAAUUCAGUACAAGGAUACAACUUUCUAUGCAAUUUAGCCGAAGUCGCAGCUGUUUGUAGACGGGUUAAUUUUUCAUAUAAGGAAAUGGAUAUCAAUAUAAUAGGUUUUGAUGAGCUAUUAAUGGAUAUUGAUCGAAUUUGGGCAGAAAUGGAACCAUUUUAUGCAAACAUACCAAUUGUUACGGAAUUACCAGCUUGGCCUUUACAUCAAGGUGAAGCUAUUUGUUGUUCACUUUGUUUAACAGUUAUUACUAGUGGUAGGGUAGUUUAUAAUGAAAAUAAUUAUCACGUUACUUGUGCUAAUCUAUGGCUUAAUUGUGUAAACAAUAAUUUGCCCGCGAUGCGGCAUCCAGUCUGUUCUCAUUCGAAUAUGUGUCCAGGUAACAAUCAUAUUUGAUAUUGAUCUGCAUUAGAAAGAAAAAAGCAGAAACUUGCAUUCGUAAAUUUCUAAUGUACACACAUUAACUUAUUAUAUGAGAAUUUGUAGAAAAUCAGAGCAAACUAACUUUGUAUUUAGCUAUAAUAAUUAGAAAAUCAAACAUUACCAUUUUUUAAAAUUUAUCGAAUAACACGAACAUAAUUUGAAAAAGUGAUGUGGAACGUGUUUAUGAUAAGAGAAAAUGGAUUCCACACAAGUUGUACAUAUUCUUUAAAUUCAAAUGUUUUCAAGAUAUUACUAACUAGUCUGUUUAAAAAUCUGUACAGAUAUUGAGAGAUUUAGAGGAAAUAUUAAUAUAUUGUAAUCUUUUGGAAUUAGAGAAAAUGUAAAGAGUCGCGAGCAAAUCUUACAAAAAUCUUAAUUAUAGUCAAAAAGGUUGAAGGAAUUAGGAGAGAAUUCUUGGAACCUGAACAAAUGUUCAUAUCAAUCAAAUCGAUAUAAUAUUUUCGUGAAAAUCUUAUUAAAAUUCUUAGUGCAAAUACAAGAUAAAUAAUUAGAAUAUUCUAAUAAAUAACAUUAGAAGAAAAUAUGCUAGUAAUAAUACAAAUUUUGAAAUUAUCUUUGGCUUGUAUCACGUGGUCUGUAUGCUAUUCCUCUGCUUUUCAUCUCUCUUAUAACACCUGCUGGCAAUCGUCCCGAUACUGAUAUUGCAUAUACACCUUUGCAAAACCGAUCUGAAAGGAGAACAAAGAUUGAAUCUCACUUAUUUUACAGCAAAUAUUUAUAAUUAUUAGCAAGAGAUUUUGUCCACUUAUUUUGCUUUAAGUUAAAUGAAAAAGACAGCAUGUAAAAAAUUAAUGCAAAAUAUACAUGAAAUUAAAAUAUGUUAAAAUAGAAUCUUGUGUACGCACAUAAGCAUGUUCCUUAAUAAUUAUACAUACUGUCAUACAUAUUAAUGAAAAUUCUGUAUAAAUGUAUAAUAAUAUAUAAUAUUAAGAAUCUCAGAUACACAAACUUAUUAAAUUGCAAUAUAUAUAUACAUACGUAUAUAUAUAUUGCAUUGUUUUAUAUUAGUUGCAUUUUUUGUAUUGAAAUAUUGGCUUAAAAAACUUGUACAAAGUCCUGCCUUUCAAUACAUUUACAAUAUGAUAUAAAACAUGAUAUAGAUUAUUGUUAUUUGCACUGCCAAAAAUAAUUAUUAAAGAGAAAAAAAAAAAAGGAAAGGUUAAUACAUUAGAAAUUUGAAGCAGCAUUAAUAAAAUGUAAGAUGUCAAAAUAAUGUAGAAUAAAGGAUAACAGUUUAUAGUAUGAUUUACUAUGAGAUAAUGUAACAGUUAUAAUUUUGUAAAAGUGUACAAGAAUAAAAUAACGAUAUUUCUCUUGCUUAAUCUUAA
Molecule: messenger RNA, 3581 nt
Organism: Bombus terrestris (buff-tailed bumblebee)
Lineage: Eukaryota; Metazoa; Arthropoda; Insecta; Hymenoptera; Apidae
Product: synergin gamma
Exons: 6
Coding region: 13-2205 (730 amino acids)
Cellular component (GO): clathrin coat of trans-Golgi network vesicle
Molecular function (GO): protein binding
Source: RefSeq, a predicted model, not a curated record